GUUCGUCACGUAUUUGGCUAAGACAAACAACUUUCCACGCGCGCGGAAAAACGUUUCAUAUGCAAACGACUGUAACGACACUGCGGUAGUUCGCUCUCACCAUCCGGUACUUCAUCUGCGACAGGUUCAAGCACGUUCAGUGAGUCUCAUCGUCCAGGAGUCGAGCUCACAUCUCUACUGAGAUCAGAUGACUGUUAGUGCGAAGGUUUUUCUAUAGCGCCUGGCAACGCACCACUCGGGAAUGGAAGGCGCGCAAUACUUUUGUUUAUGACGUCUCGUAGAACAUCUCGCAAGCCCAUCCGGGAUAUAUCUCCGGAGCUACAAUCCACCCUUUUCCUGGCGGAGUAAGAAGUUGAUCUGGGUGUCAACCAAGUCUCUCAAAACCUGACGCUCAAACUUAGAGUUAGAGGUGGCUCGGACCAGAUGAUAUUUCUCCAGAAGGUAGCUUCCCGGAAUGUCACAUUGUACGCCCCGACCGAGUCGGAUCCAGAGAUGGGAGCAACAUAGGCCAAGGAUGAAGGCAAAGGACAUCAUGAGCGAUGGGUUUCAAGUCCAUGUCAAGACCAGGAAGAACAAAGCCAUUGACCAUUCCAUACAUGUCUAUAUCGAGGCUUGCGUGGCACAACAAUCACUUGCAGUACCACACCCACGCAACACUCUCCCGUAGAACGUCAACAGAGUAUGAGUCUUCGUACCCACUCUCGGCGUCCGCUAAGGGACGAGGAGCCCUUGUAGAGCCUGAACCUCAGCUCCGACGUCAACUUCGCCAAAUAUGUGUAUGUCGGCAGCAGCGCCCAACAACACAAAAACACAAGCCAAAUUGUGACCUCAUGCAUACACGUCCAUCCGUGUUGGAUGAAUUGAGUGGAGAAAGAAUCGUGACGCUGAUCCGAAUCGCAAAAUGGAGAUCCUAGCGAACAGAAAGAUUUGAGUAGGGGUUUUAUGAUACGGCCCCAGAGCUCAUUUCUGCCUGGUCAGAGAUUGCUCCACCUCGAGCGCCGGCCCCGCAGAAGACGAAGCCAACAGCGUUCGGCUUAUUCCGCCCUAGCCCUCGCAUGUUGGUGACAGCACCCCAGCAUCUAUUAUCUUCUAUAAACUUCGUGAUAGGCAACGUAAGCAAUGCUUGGAUAGAAUCCCCUGAGAAAUCUGAAGAAAGACAGCCCGAAAUAAGGAGUGGACAAGGGGCACUCGAUACAGAGCGCGGCGCGAAGCCUCUCGUGGGAGUGUGGAACCCAGCGCCACUUUGAUCUCUGGGCUCAUAAAACUCUGCCCCCCAAGUCAUCGAAACGCCCGUAUCAUAAAACCCCUAGUACGCACUUCACACGGAGCAGGAGCUGGAGGACCGAUAAUUUGAGCGCUAUGAGGCAUAUAGGGAGCGCCAGGUGGGUCUAUGGUU
Messenger RNA from Stereum hirsutum FP-91666 SS1, 1396 nucleotides. RefSeq lists its product as uncharacterized. The record is from RefSeq and is a predicted model, not a curated record. The coding region runs from base 540 to 914 and encodes 124 amino acids. Lineage: Eukaryota; Fungi; Basidiomycota; Agaricomycetes; Russulales; Stereaceae. The transcript has a single exon.